UAUUGAUUCUAGUUGUUUUGAAACUUUGUCUUGCGGUUGCGUCACCAAACAUCUGCGUUCUGCCUAAUUAGAGAUGGUCAUCAAGAUAGGCGUUCCGACGUUGCGGUGUACGCUCAUCCUGCUGAACAUGAUGUGUAUCCUGAGCGGUAUCUCGCUCGCCAUCGUAGGUUCCGUGAUGUACCACAAGCUGGAAACGAUUAUCCAAUUCACCGAUAGGGACAACUUUCUGACGAGCGAGUCUCUGAUGGCCGUCGGUCUGGGUAUCGUCAUCUUCGUGGUGGCUUUGUUUGGAUUCUGCGGUGCGGCCAAGCACUCGUACUGCCUGACCAUCAUCUAUGCUGUGUUGCUGAUGCUGCUGAUCGUAAUCCAAAUUGUUAUCGCGGUGCUGCUAUUUGCUGGCGUCAAUAACGACCAGCACGAUUAUCUGGCGUGGUUCGACGAGUACUUUGAACAUAGCAUCCGUGAUACGAAGAUUUCCAGCUUGGUGGAUCCGAUUAUCCAUCACCUGCAGAGUACCUAUCAAUGCUGCGGAAAACUAUCCUUUUUGGAAUGGGGCAACAAGCUGCCGGAUUCGUGCUGCUCCGACGGUCGAACUGGACCAAAAUGUAUUCCUUUCAAGCAUGGAUGCGAGCGGAUUCUGGAAGGAUACAUCCGUCAGACGAGCAAAAUCGUCGCAUGGGUCUUGCUGUGGUUGACGGUUUUCGAGUUCAUCGCGCUGACUCUGGCAUGUUGCUUGGCCAACGGGAUUAAGAAUCACGUGGAUGCAUUGUACUUUGCUUGAUGACAAUGAUGAAGAAAUACAAAUUACAAAGUAGA
Messenger RNA from Armigeres subalbatus, 816 nucleotides. Its product is annotated as CD63 antigen-like. Bases 74 to 781 code for a protein of 235 amino acids. Gene Ontology annotation, cellular component: plasma membrane. The transcript has a single exon. The record is from RefSeq and is a predicted model, not a curated record. Lineage: Eukaryota; Metazoa; Arthropoda; Insecta; Diptera; Culicidae.